AUGGAGGGUUGGAAAAAAGUAGAGGAAUUAGGAACAGGGUCAUUCGGCUCUGUUUUCCUGGCCUGCGAUUCUUCACAAUCAAUUAAGGUGGCCGUGAAAACUGCACAUUCUGAUUCCCAAUCUUCAGUACUAAUAAAAGAAGGCAAAUUCUUGCGCCAAUUGAAUGGGAUUCCCAACAUCGUUAGGUGUUUUGGGAAUGAUAUCAGCAUUGAAGAUAACCAGGCAGUUUACAGUCUUCUCCUUGAAUAUGCAGAGGGAGGAAAUCUUCAUGAAUUGAUAAAUGACAGAUUCAAUAAAGGGCAAAGAAUCCCGGAAACCCAAAUUGCACAUUAUGCAAGCAUGUCGCUUAAAGGGCUUGCCCAGAUUCACUCUCAGGGGAUUGUCCAUUGCGACUUGAAACCGGCUAACAUCCUUGUGUUUCUGGACUGUAAUGGAUUAAACCAACUUAAAAUUGGAGAUUUUGGGAGUGCGAGAAGGAUCUCACAGAAUGAAGAAGAGAUUUGGGUUUCGGAUUCGGAUGAUGGAAGUGGAGGAACAGAAAGUCUCAGCAGGACAACUCUGCUUUAUGCUUCACCAGAAUCAGUGGCUUCUGGGCUACAUGAGACUAGUACAGAUAUAUGGUCUUUUGGGUGUGUUGUUGCUGAGAUGAUAACUGGGGAAUCUAUCUGGGAUUAUGAAGACGAGAUGGAUUUGAUUAAUGAGAUAUUACAUGGGACUAUUGUUGAUAGAUUACCGCAAAAUUUUCCGGACAAUGGAGUUGAUUUCUUGAAUAGGUGUUUGUUGAGAUGUCCAGAAGAAAGGUGGUCUGCAUUGGAGUUAUUGGAUCAUCCUUUUAUCAUGGACAACUUGAAAAUCAUGUCUGAAAUUCACAAUGUGGAUGUGCUGAACCGGUUAGAGGAGAAACAGAAGAAGAACUACUCUCAGAUCAAUCCUUUUGGAAUGUCUGAGUGGGUUUCAACUAAACAUCUUUUCACGCCCAAAUGGAUGAUUGAGGCUCUUGAAAAGCAAGAUGAUGAUGAUGAAGUUGAGGCUCCAGUAAAACAAGAUGAUGGACUUCUUCUUCUGACAAAAUCAAACCCAAGAGGCUUCAGAAAGUGCAUCUCUUUCAUUUUGGGGAGAAUGAAGAAGUGCAAGAGUAGAAUAAGUAGCAAAUCUGUGUAG
This is a messenger RNA of Oldenlandia corymbosa var. corymbosa, 1161 nucleotides long. The record is from the annotation of a GenBank genome assembly. Lineage: Eukaryota; Viridiplantae; Streptophyta; Magnoliopsida; Gentianales; Rubiaceae.